Molecule: messenger RNA, 1471 nt
Organism: Aplysia californica (California sea hare)
Lineage: Eukaryota; Metazoa; Mollusca; Gastropoda; Aplysiida; Aplysiidae
Product: acetylcholine receptor subunit alpha-type acr-16-like
Biological process (GO): regulation of membrane potential; chemical synaptic transmission; signal transduction
Cellular component (GO): neuron projection; postsynaptic membrane; synapse
Molecular function (GO): transmembrane signaling receptor activity; acetylcholine-gated monoatomic cation-selective channel activity
Source: RefSeq, marked provisional
CUCAGAGUGGGAAUUACUUCGAUGACAUGGACUACACUCGGAAUUUAACCGAUGAGCAAAGGUUGUUCCGGAAACUACUGUUAGGAUACGACAAGAACACAAGGCCAGUUUUCAACGCUUCGGACCCAGUCACGAUAUUUCUAGGAAUCACACUCACACAGAUAUUUGACUUGGAUGAAAAGAAUAUCGAGGUGAGCGUGGAAGACUACACAGACGGCUACAUGCAGUCCCUGGCUAUGGUGUCCCAUGACGGCACCGUCUUCUGGCCUCCCAUUGUCAAGUUCCAGAGCACCUGCCAAAUCGACAUUACUUACUUCCCCUUCGAUGAUCAGAUCUGUAAUAUGAAACUUGGCUCUUGGGCUUAUGAUGGCUUCCAGGUCGAUGUCAAUAACAGAUCUGUUCCCGUAGACCUCAGCAACUACGUCAGCAACGGCGAGUGGCACUUGGUUAGCGUGACAGCCAAGAGAAACGUGGUUUACUAUCCGUGCUGCCCAGAGCCCUUUCCUGACGUGAUCUUCACAAUCCACCUGCAGCGUCGCACGCUGUACUAUACGUACAACGUCAUCAUCCCUUGUGUAAUGCUGUCCUCACUCACGCUCCUCGUGUUUUGGAUGAGUCCAGACUCAGGAGAGAAAGUCACUCUCGGGCUUACUGUGCUGCUUGCGUUUUCAGUCUUCAUGUUGCUGAUAGCUGAGAACAUGCCCGCGACUUCGAACUUUGUUCCUCUCAUUGGUAUGUACCUGACGUCGGUCAUGGGCAUCACCUCGAUGUCUGUCAUGCUUGCGGUUCUUGUGUCCAACAUCAGCUACAAAGGCCAGCAUCAGAUUCCUCUUCCACGGCUGAUGCGUUAUUUUAUUGUCGGCCUCGCACGUAUUAUGUGCACCAAGCUGUACUACAUCUCGCCACCUAACAAAACAGGCGGACGUGUCCUGUCCCCCGCCAGGAACAGAAGGAAUUUUUACCGCGUUGGCAACGGGACUCACGUGUCCAACGACUCUGGUUGCGCGCUCGUCGAAUACGAACUGGGAGACACACUUGGGGUGAAUCUCGAGAAUCUGCGACUUCCGUCCUCGGUUCGACAUCAGCAGGCUCCGGCGUCUGUGAGAAGUCGGAGCGGUGAGAGGAUCAAAGAGGACGACAUUGAUUUGAUUUUGUCCCUUCUCAAGAAACUUCUCGUUCGGGAAAGCGAGAGGGAAGAGGAAGAUGACUUGAACAAACAGUGGGAGGAGGCGGCGAGGGUUAUUGACAGGUUCCUCUUUUACAUUUUCUUUUUACUGACUAUUCUGGCAACGAUUGUCACUUUGGUCAUCAUGCCCCUCACAAAACCUGAGAAACCAACAGUUCUUACGUAGUGCACAAAGAGAAGGCAUUUCUGAAAGGCCAAAAAGUCACCAUUGUUCCCCAGACGCCUAUAGAGUCAUGCUGACAUAUUAACUGUUUCAUUACGUCAACAAGUCAUAACUUCCCAGUG